This is a messenger RNA of Lucilia cuprina (Australian sheep blowfly), 887 nucleotides long. RefSeq lists its product as uncharacterized. Lineage: Eukaryota; Metazoa; Arthropoda; Insecta; Diptera; Calliphoridae. The transcript has a single exon. The record is from RefSeq and is a predicted model, not a curated record. The coding region runs from base 231 to 707 and encodes 158 amino acids.
GAAUCGCAAGUCAAGGUUACAAAUGUUUGUAUAGAAAAAAAUAUUUAAAACCGCAGAAUAAAACUCACUGACCGACCAACACAUGGGAGUAAAGGAAAUACAGUUUUUCAAACAAAUACGAAUUCAACGUAAUUAGUUUGUAUUAAACCCGCAUAAAAAGAACAUUAAAUAAAAGAACAAUUUAAAAAUUAUUUAAAAUAUUUUAAAAAGUGUUACAACAACAAUAAAAAAUGGCACGAUUUACACGCCUUCAAUAUUGGCAGAUAGCUGUUUUUGCUGGCUACUGGUUUAUCUUCUUUCCCAUUAUAUGGUUUUUAAUCAGACCCGAUACAUUUGCCUCCACUAUUUGGGGUACUGUGUUAUUUGCCCUUAUUUUAUUGGCGCUCUAUUUAAUUAUAUAUUUCCUCAUCAAAUGCUGCUGCAAGCCUAAGGAUUCUAAUACAAAUCACAAAAGAAUUUGGACAAGACCUUCGAGAAGGGGUGCCGAAAAUCCUGUUUAUUCACCCACCACCACCAGUAAUGGAGAGGAGGAAGAGACUAGAGUUCGCAUGCCCGAUGCGGUGGUAUAUGAAAAUACGUCUGCUAAUAAAAAGCCUGGUUUAGUGUGUCAGGAAGAGCCUUUAAUCGAUGAGGAAAGAAAAAAUGUACGUUUCAUUACCAGUUGUUCACUGUACUAUGAUGGACAAGAUUUUCAUGAUUUUAAAUAGAAUAUAGUUUUAAGAAAGUUGUGUGUUUUUUUUUUAAAUUUAGUAAUAUUUUUUUUGUGAAAUUGAAGAAAUUUAAAUAAAAAAGUGAAAACCUGAAAUUAUUCAACAACACUGCAAAAUUAAUUAUUGGUUUGGAAAAUUUAACAAAUACUCCUUAACUAAAAUUAAUCUUCAAAAAUA